AUGUCGUCGUGCGUGAGCAAAGCUUUAGUCAAUCCCGCUGCUCAACAUGCUGUGAACGAUAUUGCUGCGAUGAAGCAGAUUGCGGCCACAAAAAACCUAACCGUGACAUCUGGAGUAUCGGAUAAGGCUGUCGGCCUCGUGCUGCUGACAAUAAGUGUCGUUGUCUACGUCUACUACAGCAUCUGGGUGCUGCUCACUCCUUUCAUCGAGGAGAACCACCCAAUUCGACAGUUCUUCUUGCCGUAUCAUUACGCCAUCAGCAUCCCUGCUGUGCUGCUCGUGCUGCUCUUCAGCGGAGCUGCCACAUUCAUCGGUAUGGUCAUGAUCAAGAGUCAGAAGAAGAAGAAAAGUGACUAG
Phytophthora infestans T30-4 is the source of this 357-nucleotide messenger RNA. RefSeq lists its product as uncharacterized. Bases 1 to 357 code for a protein of 118 amino acids. The record is from RefSeq and is a predicted model, not a curated record. The transcript is spliced from 3 exons. Gene Ontology annotation, biological process: GPI anchor biosynthetic process. Gene Ontology annotation, cellular component: endoplasmic reticulum membrane; dolichol-phosphate-mannose synthase complex. Gene Ontology annotation, molecular function: enzyme regulator activity. Lineage: Eukaryota; Oomycota; Peronosporomycetes; Peronosporales; Peronosporaceae.